Prunus armeniaca (apricot) is the source of this 1386-nucleotide messenger RNA. The record is from the annotation of a GenBank genome assembly. NCBI's taxonomy places the organism in Eukaryota, Viridiplantae, Streptophyta, Magnoliopsida, Rosales, Rosaceae.
AUGGUGCGUGUUGAGCUCCACAAGGAACCCACUGAAGCUAUUUUGUACGCAAUGCAUGAAUUGGGGCUUGCGUUGCGAAAACCGAUCAAGAAAUGUGCUAGAGUUGUUGGAGAGGUUCUAGGAAAAUUUCAUCCUCAUGGUGACACUGCUGUGUAUGAUUCUUUGGUGGAUUUGAUUAUUGAAAACUUGAGCAUUGAGAACCUGGAGUCAGCUUUCAGUUUCUUCAACCUUUUGAGUAAUGAGUAUGGGUUUUGGCAUUCCACGGUUUCAGAGUUUAUUGUUGCUCAUGUGUUAGCGAGGAGAAGGCUGUUUAAAGAGCUGUGUUUGGUUGUAAAGCAAAUGGUAAGGCUCAUAGAUGCAUUGGGGCUAGCUGAGAAAUGGAUGAAGCCUAAUCGCCCUGGUUCGGCACCUUCACUUUGUGAGCUGCUCUUAAAUAGAUUUAGGGACUGGGAUUCGAGUGGUGUGGUGUGGGAUAUGUUGGCGUUUGCUUAUUCAAGAUCUGAGAUGAUUCAUGAUGCUCUGUCUGUUAUUGUUAAGAUGAAAGAUCUGAAUUUGAACAUUUCAACACCAACCUACAACUGUCUGUUGCAUAACUUAAAGCAUACAGAUAUCAUGUGGAUUGUUUAUAAUGAAGUUAAAGAUCGUGGAACUCAUCAGAGUGACCACACUUUUGACAUACUUAUAGAUGGAUUAUGUGAGCAAUCCGGCCUACAAGAUGCAGUUUCGUUCUUCAUGGGUGUGGAAAAUACGGAGAGUUGGCCUUCAGUUGUUUCAUUCAAUACCAUCAUGUCUAGGUUCUGUAAAUUGUGGUUUGUGGAUGUUGCAAAGUCGUUUUUUUGUUUGAUGUUCAAGUGUGGACUACUUCCUGAUUCAUACAGUUAUAAUAUUCUUAUUCAUGGGCAGUGUAUAGCGGCUUCAUUGGAAGAAGCAUUGGAGUUCACUAAAGACAUGGAGAGGCAUGGGGUACAGCCUGACACAGUCACCUACAACAUUCUUUGUAAGGGGUUUCAUCUACUUGGUUUGAUGAAUGGAGCUCACGAGGUCAUUCAGAAAAUGUUGAUUAAAGAGUUAAUAAGUCCGGAUCAUGUGACAUAUACAAUUUUGAUAUGUGGGCACUGCCAUGCUGGAAAUAUUGAGGAAGCCCUUAAGUUGCAGGAAGAGAUGCUUUCAAGGGGUUUUCAGUUGAGUGUCAGUAUAUACAGUGUACUCCUCAGAAGUUUGUGUAAAAGUGGACGAGUAGUAGAAGCAUUGAGAUUGCUAUAUGAGAUGGAAGCUGUUGGCUUGGAACCAGAUCUUAUAACAUAUUCUAUCCUCAUUCAUGGCCUAUGCAAGAAAGGAGAUGUUCAGAGGGCUAGCAAAAUAUAUAGAGAAAUGUACAUGAAGUGA